Messenger RNA from Lonchura striata (white-rumped munia), 2497 nucleotides. Lineage: Eukaryota; Metazoa; Chordata; Aves; Passeriformes; Estrildidae. The record is from RefSeq and is a predicted model, not a curated record.
AUGACGGAGCUGGAAAGGAAAUCCAUCCAGGAGGGCUCCAAAUCUUCACCCAUGAGACAUCAGCCCCCUCGCUGCAGCAUCUUCCUGGCGCUCGCCGGGCUCGGAGGGGCUGGGGAGCAGGAGAGGAAGAGAGCCCGGGGGCAGAACAAGAGCCGCCCGUGCAUGAAACCCAAGAGCUACGAGCAGAGCAGGCUGUGCCCCUCGGUGACACAGGGCCGUGGUGGGCAGUGCCGCUUCGGGCCGCGCUGCCGCUUCCUGCACGACGUGUCCGAGUACCUGGCGGCCAAACCGGCCGACCUGGGCGGGCGCUGCGUCCUCUUCGACACCUUCGGCCGCUGCCCCUACGGCGUCACCUGCCGCUUCGGCCGCGCCCACCUCGGCGACGGCCACCAGAACCUGCUCAAUGCCACCCUGGCCCAGCAGUGGGAAGGGAAGCUGCCGGUGAGGAACGGCCUCUCCAAGGAGCUCCAGCAGCAGCUGCGCAAGAGGAGGUUCAGCUUCCAGAAGGCCGAGGAGUUUCUCCGUGGGCUCCGUGCCGGGAAGGGAGGCAAAGCCACGGGGGGCUGUGUGGAGGUGGCUGAUUGCUCUGCUCCCCAGGAGGGCUUGGGAGACAGCCCUGUGCUGCAGGAGCAGGGUGAAGAUUCCAAACCAGAGACCCUGCAGAGCUCCCAAGGGGCUGAGGGUGCUCCCAGACCUGAGGCCCUGCAGAGCUCCCAAAGGGCUGAGGAUGCUCCCAAAGCUGAAACCCUACAGAACUCCCAAAGGGCUGAGGGUGCUCCCAACCCUGAGGUCCUGCAAAGCUCCCAAGGGGCUGAGGGUGAUCCCAAAGCCGAGGUCCUGCAGAACUCCCGAAGAGCUGAGGGUGCUCCCAAAGCUGAGGUCCACAACAGCUCCCAGAGGGCUGAGGGUGAUCCCAAACCUGAGGUCCUGCAGAACUCCCAAAGAGCUGAGGGUGAUCCCAAAGCUGAGGUCCUGCAGAACUCCCAAGGGGCUGAGGGUGAUCCCAAAGCUGAGGUCCUGCAGAACUCCCAAAGAGCUGAGGGUGCUCCCAAAGCUGAGGUCCACAACAGCUCCCAGAGGGCUGAGGGUGAUCCCAAAGCUGAGGUCCUGAACAGCUCCCCAAAGGCUGAGGGUGCUUCCAGCCCUGAGGUCCUGCAGAACUCCCAAGGAGCUGAGGAUGCUCCCAAAGUUGAAACCUUGCAGAACUCCCAAAGGGCUGAGGGUGCUCCCAACCCUGAGGUCCUGCAGAACUCCCAAGGAGCUGAAGGUGCUCCCUCCAUCCCAACCCUGGGCCCGCUGACAGAUGAAGACGUGACGAAGCUGCGGCCGUGCGAGAAGAAGAAGCUGGAAAUCCAAGGCAAGCUCUACCUGGCUCCACUGACCACGUGUGGAAACCUCCCUUUCCGACGGAUCUGCAAACGUUUUGGAGCAGAUGUCACCUGUGGGGAGAUGGCUGUGUGCACCAACCUGCUCCAGGGCCAGUCCUCCGAGUGGGCUCUGCUCAAACGCCACCACACUGAGGACAUCUUUGGGGUGCAGCUGGAGGGAGCCUUUCCAGACACCAUGACCAAGUGUGCAGAGCUCCUGAACAGGACCAUUGAUGUGGACUUUGUUGACAUCAACGUCGGGUGUCCCAUUGACCUGGUCUACAAGAAGGGUGGAGGCUGUGCUCUCAUGACUCGCUCCAACAAGUUCGAGCAGAUUGUCCGUGGGAUGAACUCGGUGCUGGAUGUCCCCGUGACAGUGAAGAUCCGGACUGGGGUGCAGGAAAAGGUCAACGUGGCUCACAAACUCAUCCCCAGGAUCCGGGAGUGGGGCGUGUCCAUGGUCACGCUGCACGGGCGCUCGCGGGAGCAGCGCUACACCCGCAGUGCAGACUGGCUCUACAUCGCCGAGUGCGCCCGCCUUGCCAGCCCCAUGCCUCUCUUCGGAAACGGGGAUAUUUUGUCCUAUGAAGAUGCAAAUCGAGCCAUGCAGAUGGGAGUUUCUGGAAUCAUGAUUGCAAGAGGGGCGCUCAUCAAACCCUGGCUUUUCACGGAAAUCAAGGAGCAGAGACACUGGGAUAUCUCCUCCAGCGAGAGAUUUGAGAUCCUCAAGGACUUCACCAACUACGGCCUCGAGCACUGGGGGUCAGACACUCAGGGAGUGGAGAAAACCAGGAAAUUCCUGCUGGAAUGGCUCUCCUUCCUGUGCAGGUACAUUCCAGUGGGGUUAUUGGAGCAUCUACCUCAGAAAAUCAACGAGCGCCCACCCUAUUACCUGGGGAGGGAUUACCUGGAGACCCUCAUGGCCAGCCAAAACGUGGAUGAUUGGAUCAAAAUAAGUGAGCUGCUCCUGGGCCCCGUCCCGCCCGGCUUCACCUUCCUGCCAAAGCACAAGGCCAAUUCCUACAGGUAGAGCUGGCCUGGCGCUGUCCCCCGGCGUCAGGAGGGGUCCGGAUGGGCUCUGAGGAGGAGCGGGGCUCCUGGCAGAGGGAAUAAAGCUGAUGUUUUUAGAA